CCAACAAGUCAUCGGACCUGUCAAUCAUCCGGUCGGCGCCCUUUGAUGUCGGGACUCUUCGCCUUGUCUUGGGCUCAAAUGAGCUGUUUGCUGUUGUAGGGAAACAUUAGCCCUCUACCAACCAGCCAGCCGGGGACGACACAUCUCAACUUUUUUUCCCUGCGUGCGGUGGGGGUUUCUACACUUUUGGAGGCGCCCCAGACUGAGGAGUUUUAACAGACAAAGUCCCUUCAUUCUUUUCUUUAUUUAUACUUUUUUUUAUUGUUGUUGUUCUUUUUAAGUGUAUACUAUCGCAAAGGAGGUGGGAGAAGAAGACAUGCCUCAGCUCAGCAGCGGCGGCGGGGACGACCUGGGAGCGAAUGAUGAGAUGAUAGCGUUUAAAGACGAAGGGGAGCAAGAGGAGAAAAUCCAAGAAAAUGCGUUCACGGAGAGAGACCUGGCCGACCUCAAGUCCUCUCUGGUGAACGAGUCGGAAAUAAAUCAAAGUCCGAACGCAGCGGCGGUCAGACGGGGACAGCAGGGCGAACAGAGGGGCUUCCCAGACAAACACCGGGUGCAUCAUGACGGAGUGUCGAAGCAUCAAGAUGGAGGCAUGUACAAGACGCCGGCGUAUCCAGGGUAUCCGUUCCUGAUGCUGCCUGACCCCUACCUCCCCAACAGCUCUGUUUCUCCAUCUUCCAACAAAGUGUCGGUGGUGCAGCAGUCUCACGGGAUGCAUCCGCUGACGUCCCUCCUGCCCUACAGCAACGAGCACUUCAGCCCAAGUCCUCCACACCUGCCCACAGACAUGAGCCAGAAGACAGGCGUUCACAGGCACCAGUCCCAGGACCUCUCGGGGUAUUACUCCCUCCCUCCAGGCGGCGUCAGCCAGAUCACUCCCUCCAUGGGCUGGCAGAGCCAGCCAGUCUAUCCUGCCCUGUCCCCCUGUGGAUUCAGGCAGCCCUACUCCUCCAACCUCUCCAGCGCCGCCUCCUACUCCAGGUAUCGUAGCCUGCUGGUCGGACCAAGCCAGACCGAGCCAAGAAAGUUCCCUCACUCUCUGAUGCUAGGCCCAUCAGGCAUGCAUCCUACAGGGAUCCCCCACCCAGCCAUAGUGCCCCCUACAGGAAAACAAGAGCACGAUCAGUAUGACAGGGGCAUGUAUGUGAAGCCGCAUAUGGAAGCCAAGCGGGAGAAGGAGCCCAAGAAGCCGGUCAUCAAGAAACCCCUGAACGCCUUCAUGCUCUACAUGAAGGAGAUGAGGGCGAAGGUCAUCGCAGAGUGCACAUUAAAGGAGAGCGCCGCCAUCAACCAGAUUCUGGGACGACGGUGGCAUGCACUGACCCGGGAGGAACAGGCCAAGUACUACGAGUUGGCGAGGAAAGAGAGACAACUCCACAUGCAGCUCUACCCGACCUGGUCUGCCAGAGACAAUUACGAGGCGGGCCUUAGCGGGGUCGCAGGGGAAAAGAGUAAAGCUGAUUGGAAGAGGAGAAAAAGGGAGAAGCUGCAGGACUCCAAUACAGACCCGGGCUCUCCUAAGAAAUGCCGGGCUCGCUUCGGCCUCAACCAACAAACGGACUGGUGCGGUCCUUGCAGGAGGAAAAAGAAGUGCAUUCGCUACCUUCAAGGAGGAGGCUGCCCCAGCCCAACUUCUUCAGAUUUAAGUGCUAUAGACUCUCCCCCGUCCCCCGCCCGCCACCGUCUCUACCAGCACCAGCUCCCCCCCUCCCCGGGCUGCUCCCCACCCACCUCGCCGUCAACACACCUCCCCUUGUCUCCGCCAGCACACACGCGCUCACACACGCGCUUACCCCCGCAGCAGUCCGCCGGCAAGCGCGGCGACCUCCGCCAGCCCGCGACCAAACACGCCCACACGCACCCGGGACUGACGGGCAAGCAGACGCACAGCUCGACGGCGGCGCUGUCGGCCGCCAAGGCCGCAGGACUCUCUCUCAAAGUGCUAACAGAGUCUCAGUGAUCGCUGUGGUCCGCUCACAUCCCUGACCCCAUGAAGUCCAUCUUCCUCACCUGCCAUCAUUCUCACAUUAUCCAUAACCUGCGGUCCUUUAUUUUUUUUUUGUGGGGGGGGGGAUUUAAACUACAAUAGGAGUGACCGAGCGUGGCAGGGUGGUGUAGUGAAGAAAGGGGAGCCAUCCUUCACCCUCCGGUGACAGCCUGCAUCCGCCCUGCUCGAUUUCCCCAGAGUAAGAUACUAGCUGUGUGUCAGUUCAGAGGCUGGAUCCUCCAAAGUCUGUUUCUAGACAGAACACAUCGAUAAACGGGUCAACGAGGCCCAUUCCUCCUCAAAGCCCCCUUCAAUUGGUCAAUUAUUUAAUCAAGCAUUCAGCCCGAAAGUCUGGAAAUAUUUGGCAGAUUUACGGUUCAUCAAUCGCUGGUAAAUUGUUAGCAGCCUGCCCAUGUUAAUGAGGUCAGUAUGAACCAAUAACCAUACAGUAAUCCUACUGUAAAUUUGGGACUUCCUGGUCACGAAGCUAAUUGUUGACGAGGAACACGCGAGCGGAGCCGAGUCUGUGAGGCUUUACCGUGUCAUUGGGAAGAGAAGCCUCUGUCAGGCGGUCCACUGAACGAUCCGCUUUUUGGAGCCCCAUCCUUGGGAGGACCCAGCCCCUGAACUGGUGACUGAAACC
Molecule: messenger RNA, 2630 nt
Organism: Perca fluviatilis (European perch)
Lineage: Eukaryota; Metazoa; Chordata; Actinopteri; Perciformes; Percidae
Gene: tcf7
Product: transcription factor 7
Exons: 13
Coding region: 317-1960 (547 amino acids)
Biological process (GO): canonical Wnt signaling pathway; regulation of transcription by RNA polymerase II
Cellular component (GO): beta-catenin-TCF complex
Molecular function (GO): DNA-binding transcription factor activity, RNA polymerase II-specific; RNA polymerase II cis-regulatory region sequence-specific DNA binding
Source: RefSeq, a predicted model, not a curated record